This is a messenger RNA of Rhipicephalus sanguineus (brown dog tick), 1649 nucleotides long. Its product is annotated as probable palmitoyltransferase ZDHHC24. Lineage: Eukaryota; Metazoa; Arthropoda; Arachnida; Ixodida; Ixodidae. Gene Ontology annotation, molecular function: protein-cysteine S-palmitoyltransferase activity. Gene Ontology annotation, biological process: protein targeting to membrane; peptidyl-L-cysteine S-palmitoylation. Gene Ontology annotation, cellular component: endoplasmic reticulum; Golgi apparatus. Bases 248 to 1078 code for a protein of 276 amino acids. The record is from RefSeq and is a predicted model, not a curated record. The transcript has 3 exons.
CCAGUACACUGCGUUUAUCGACGGCACAACGAGGUCGUUGAAUUUAGCUUGCCGGUGGUGUGAAGGGUGGUGGCCAGUUGCUUGCCACGACUGUUUCGGCCCAGUUAAUCGCUUCUGCAUCAGCCCUGAGGGGUCCUCAAUGGUUGGGUUUCCGAUCGGCUGCGAUAACUUUUAUGAAUUUCCUUCCUCCAUGACCCAUGCUGUGGACCCAUCAAGCGAAUGAGUGGUUGAAGACCGUACUCAAAGCAUGGCCGCGCGGAAAAACAUCAUACCUGGAGGCUACCGCGACCGUGUGUUGUUUAUGCUCAUGACGUGCGGCAUUCCCGUCAUCGUGUUCUUCGACUUUUGCUUCGUUGCACCCAGGUACCACGACACGUUCGACAAGUUCAUGUGGGUGCACAGUGCUUCGGCUGCAUUUAUCCUGUUCAACAUAUACGCCAACCUGUUCAAGCUCCUGCUGACUGACACCAGUGCGCACCACAUGGCGCACGACGUGCUCUUGCCUGGCUGGCGCUACUGCCCCGUGUGCGCGAUGAACGUGCCGCCCCGCUCGCAUCACUGCAGCGUGUGCAACGAGUGCAUACUCAAACACGACCACCACUGCAUGUUCACGGGCCGCUGCAUCGGCUUCUACAACCAGCGAUACUUCGUGGUUGCUCUCUUCUACAUGACGGCCGGCCUCUUGUACAGCCUCUGGUACAAGUGUCCCUAUGUGCUUGAAAUGCUUGGCGGCCUCAACCUGGUGACUGUGUUGCACAUGGUGGCUCCACAUUUUGGCCUUCUACUGGGUCUCGUCGAUGGCUGGCUGUUCGUGUGCACUCUGCUGAACCUUGUGGAGCUGGUGGUGUUCUUCUUGUGUGCCUACCUGCUGGCAGUGGAGCUCAUCUGUGUGGCCAGAAACCAGACCACCUACGAAAAGAGCCACGGCAUCCGCAUCUAUGGCCGGGGCCUCGGGAGAAACCUGAAAGAGUCGCUGGGUGCCGCAUGGUUCCUCGUCUGGUUGUCGCCUUGGGUCCAUUCCCCAGUCCCUGGAGACUUCGACGGUGGUGUGGUGUGUGUGGAAAAAAAAGAGCUGUGAUCCAUGUGGCUACUGACACAGGUUUUAUUUAUUAAUUCAACAAUGAAAAUUGUUCAGGCCGGGACACAAAGCAUAAAUUCCAGCAUUGUUUCAUUGUUAAAGGUCGCAAUUGAUAACUGAAUCUGCAACCAUUGAAAGGCUAGGUAAAGAGCGUGCGUCACUGUCUCAUCAUAGCUAGAUGCCACAUGCCUGAGCAGUAUCAUACUUAAAUUGCGAUCCGGUUUGUAAUAAAACGUAGAAAGUUAGUGCGUCCCUGUCUGUUUUGAACACUUGAAAACACUGUGGUUACGUUAGCAACGACCACCAGUUGAACGAUGCUCAUGCACAAUGAGACCAGAUGGGCUUCCGUGUCGUGCAGCCGUGAGUCUGGCCACCUUUGUCUGCGUAAUAGCCAGGAAAGGAGGGAAGAUGUGAGAUCCAUUUAUCAGCCAAGUCCUUGUUGGCCAAUGUGUGCCAGAGUUCAUUUAUACUGCACCAAGUGAGUCCUUGUAAUGCAAUCUUGAAGGUAUGUGUGACUCAUAGUUAUGUAUAUUAACGAGGAACCUUGGGUAAUACUUGUGCGUUUACGUAC